GUAACAUAACCUUCACUCAGUGCUCGGGGAUCUAGUUCAGUCCGCAGCACUGGUCUCAUCCUAGCUGGAAGAGAAACGUCCAGUUGGGCAAGGUGACCUUUUUUUCUGAAAAAGACAUCUCCGUUGUCUUGACGUAGAGCUAGGGAGAAAGACACCUAACUACCGGCGAGAUGGUGCUGUUCGACGCGUUCCGGGGUAUCCCGGCACCAGCGCUCUACGAUGAGAUCCGCAACCCAGUCAUGGGGGAUGUGAUCGUUGUCGGCUUGCUAGUAGCCUUCGCGAUGAUCAUGGCGUCCUUCGUCAUUGGCAUCCUGCCCGGCGUGGCGGGAGGAUUGAUGAAGAAACUCUCUGUCUUCGUCCGUGCCCUCUUUGCCAGCUUUGUUGGUGCCUCCAUCCUCGUCUGCCUUUUUGGCGACGGCUGGAUGGUUGACGAAGUCACAACGUAUGUCUACUUGAAGCAGUUCAGCACCACUGAGGCACACGCAGAGGUUGGAUUCCACAUUGGCCUGCGGGGCAUGAAUAUCACUCUGAAAGGUAAACCGGAAUACCAGAGCUUUGAAGGUAACAGCACAGAACAGAUCAACUACAAUGAGCACUACGAGUUUGGUCAACUUCAGGGGCGCCUGGGCUUCGGUCCUCAAGCCGGUAUCGUCAGUCAAGAGUUCCGUUAUGCUCAACUCCGUGGAGCGCCAUUGCCCAUUCUGUGGAUUCUUGAGUACUUCACAUUGGACGGAGAGGACAUCCGCUGGGGUCGCAACUUCCGUCAGGCUGGCUAUUACUGCAAUCUAUUGAUGUGGUCAUCGUUUGCAUUCUGGAUCCUGUCCAUCCUGCUGUUCACGACGGCCAUCGCCUCCGCCUGUUUCCUGCUCGGCAUCACCGGCCUGCUGCAGAUCAUCGGCGCCGGCGUGUACGCUGGCAUGCGUGACCAGCACGGCCCGCCGCUCAUCAUACCCAUCGCCCAGGGCGCCCUCAUGGAGCCGCACUACGGCUGGUCGUUCAUCCUGACGCUCUUCACGGGCAUCCUGUGCGUUCUGACUGCCACUGUCAUCUACUACAUGUACCUGCGCUACCCGGAGCUGCUCUACGAGUUCUUCGACAACGACCUGCUGGAGGAGGAGGACUACCUGGAGGUGCAGCGCACCAUCGACGACAAGGACGGCUACGCCAACACGUGGGACAAGCAGGACCAGCAGCAGCAGCAGGGCGGCAUCUCGGCCAGCGGUGACAUCGUCAAGGUGCCGCUGACCGGCGGCGUGGGCGCUAACGGAUCCUCCGGCACUGGCGCCGCUGGCGAUCCGGAGGCCGGCAAGGCCGAUGAGGCCACCUACCUGCGCAAGUCGCGCCGCUCCAAGCGCGUGCGCAAUAAGGCCUCGUCGAAGCGCAACCAGGCGCGCCCCAACCUGGGCGCCGUCACCGAGGAAGAGGAAGAGGGAGGUGCCGCCGGCCAGAACGGUGACAUGGAGAUGCGGACUGUGAACAAGGUGUCACUCUCCGACGCACUGCGCUCCAGCAUCAAGCGCAAGAAGAAGGAGCAGCCCGAGGAGGAGACGGCCAUCAACGAGGCAAUGGAAGGUGCCGAGGAGACCGACAGCAGAGGGCAGCCGGAGGAGGUGUGAGCAACGACAGCAGCAGCAGUAGCAGUAGCAGUUAUGCAUUUGGAUCAGCAUCGGCCGCUAACAAACGCCCACACAUUGCAUCCACGCACACACGCGCACACAAACAUCCGUUAGCAAACAUCUGCCACACGUCUUGCCCCCGAUCUGUUAGUCUGCAGUUUGUUGGCAGUUGAAUGACUGCUGGUUAAUUCACCUAUAAAGGAACAUACGAGAUGCAAUUAAUAAGCCAUGUUGCCGGUGCCUACAUAUUCUUCUUGUUCUGCAGCUUGCUCUUUCUUUUCCCUUGCUGCCAUACCCAAGCUCUUCCUAGUCUAAAUAAUAUUGUUGUUGUUUUUGACACCUAAUCCUUCUUGUGCACCAUUGCUAAUUACUUACUACUGCAUACAGAA
Messenger RNA from Sycon ciliatum, 2005 nucleotides. Its product is annotated as dual oxidase maturation factor 1-like. The record is from RefSeq and is a predicted model, not a curated record. Gene Ontology annotation, biological process: protein transport. The transcript is spliced from 6 exons. Bases 171 to 1616 code for a protein of 481 amino acids. Gene Ontology annotation, cellular component: endoplasmic reticulum membrane. NCBI's taxonomy places the organism in Eukaryota, Metazoa, Porifera, Calcarea, Leucosolenida, Sycettidae.